AUGCUGCUCGAAGAGCUACGCGCCGCCGAAGAAGAGCAAGAACAGGCGCUUGCAGCCGCAAAGCAAGCUCAUGACACUCUAAACCAUACAAAGAAGGAUUCAUUAGACCUUAGAACAUGUGAUAAAAUCAGUGAGGGUGAAUUGGUGCAGGGAAUGACCCACAGUCUUCAACGCCUCGACGUGAAUGAACAAAAUUCCGUUACUACAGUGAAUAUGUCGCCUCUAGUGCCUAUAAUUGUCGACUCAUUGGUAGAAUAUCAUGCCAAUAUUGGCUGCUACCAGUGUUAUCUCUUUGUAGAUAGCCAAAAUAGAGAUGGCUACAAGCAGAUGGAGAUUUCUGAUGUUGCACAACUUUGCGUUCGAGUAGAAUUUCCAUACGUAGAGCUCAUGUACAGGGACAGCAAGGACACAGAAAGUGUCAAAGUUCUGUGGCGGACAGAAAUCGAGCGGAAUGUGGAUGCGACUCAAUGUUCUGUUGAGGAUAAAGAGGAUCAUUGGUACUUGAGACUCCCGAUCCAAUCAAGUGACAAGCAACCGCUGGGCGGAUUUUCAUCGUUCACGCAAGUGUCUUCUAUCGAGCUACGACCGCAGAGUUACGCGUCCGUGUGUUGUAGAGGGUGCAGUGCACAGCUGCUUGAUGGCAAGGGAUACGUCAAGAUUGAAAAAGUACUGCCCCUACCGUCUGCUAAUUGGAUGGAUAUGUUUGACUUCUGGGGGGCUGGUAUUGGAGCUUUUGAGCAUAUUCCACGUGACGAUAUUCACGCACAGCUACAUCGAGUUCUUGUUGGCGAGUCAUAUGUACUGUUGCACGCUUAUGACUUGGUGCCAAAAGCUGUGGCAAUAGAUUGUGAGGACGAGGCGGCUGUUGCAUUUGGCGACGAUGCGAAGGAGGAGCGUGAGUGGGUGCCAUUGUUCUGUGUUGCCUGCUCAGAGCUGGUUGGUCUGCGUAGUGUGGAACAGCCAGAAACAGUUCGUCUACACAAGCACCGCAUAAGUGCGUACCAAUUACUAGAAGCUGAUGCGAAAGAUAACCACGUUGAGGAAGACCAGAAGAGGGAAAAUAUCUUCGGCAACUACACGAUCGACAGCAUUCUAGGCGCCAAGCUGUUGGAAAUGGCAGACUCGGAUGGCAUUUUCCGAUUCGUAUUGACAUCGUCUGGCGACCAACGCGAUUACAAUCUGUCGUGUGGAAGACAAGGCAGCACUGCAGAUACAUCGUCAACGGAAUUGCAAUUACAACUGCUAAGCUGGGAGACUAUGAUUAAGCAGCAGGAUACAAAAAGGUUUUGUCGCGUGCUGAAGGUUUUAUACAGUCCUCGUCAACCGACGCCUGCGAUUCCUGGCCUAUUGCCUUGGCAUGAAGUGUCGCUACCACCAACCAUGUGCUUGGCCCUCUCGAAGCGUCUUCAAGCGAGUUCGAAACUGCUGCCAUCUUCACUACGCAACUUUAACCGGAUGAGUGUCGGCUAUUUGUUUGCUUGA
This is a messenger RNA of Peronospora farinosa, 1482 nucleotides long. The record is from the annotation of a GenBank genome assembly. Lineage: Eukaryota; Oomycota; Peronosporomycetes; Peronosporales; Peronosporaceae.